Molecule: messenger RNA, 573 nt
Organism: Engraulis encrasicolus (European anchovy)
Lineage: Eukaryota; Metazoa; Chordata; Actinopteri; Clupeiformes; Engraulidae
Gene: cbln1
Product: cerebellin 1 precursor
Exons: 3
Coding region: 1-573 (190 amino acids)
Biological process (GO): maintenance of synapse structure
Cellular component (GO): glutamatergic synapse; synaptic cleft
Molecular function (GO): protein binding
Source: RefSeq, a predicted model, not a curated record
AUGCUGCCGAUUCUGCUGGGUGCACUGUGCUGCUUGGCGUCGCUAGCCAGCGCGCAGAACGAAACGGAGCCCAUUGUGCUCGAGGGAAAAUGCCUAGUGGUGUGCGACUCCAACCCGACUUCUGAUCCAACCGGGACAGCACUUGGAAUAUCAGUCAGGUCCGGGAGCGGGAAAAUUGCUUUUUCUGCCGUCAGACACACGAACCAUGAGCCCUCGGAGAUGAGCAAUCGGACCAUGGUCAUCUAUUUUGACCAGGUGCUUGUAAACAUCGGCAAGAAUUUUGAUGAAGAAAAGAGCUACUUUACCGCUCCUCGCAAAGGGAUAUACAGCUUUAAUUUCCACGUCGUGAAAGUCUAUAACCGCCAGACGAUCCAGGUGAGCCUGAUGCUGAACGGCUGGCCGGUGAUCUCGGCGUUUGCGGGCGACCAGGACGUGACGCGCGAGGCGGCCAGCAACGGCGUGAUCAUGGCGAUGGAGAAGGGCGACCGGGCCUACCUCAAGCUGGAGCGCGGGAACCUCAUGGGCGGCUGGAAAUACUCCACCUUCUCCGGCUUCCUCGUCUUCCCUCUGUAG